UCCAGUAUGCAAGAUGGUGGCAAGAUCGAACUUAGCGUGUUUUGCGCUAUUUUUCUUGUCCACCGUCUUAAUAACACAUUCAAUGUCCGAGGCUAGGUUAUGUAGGGAUCCCCUAUGUAAUGAGCCAAUAUCUGUAGGUAAAGUUAUAACAAAUUUUGAGGGCACUGGAGAAAAUGGACUCUUGCAACUUAAAGAAGGACAAAAAGUCUAUAUUUAUGCAAAAGAACCUGAUAAAACACCAGAACUCUGGUUUGGAGAGUCUGAUGGAAAAGGAGGUUACUUUCCCAAAGAACAUGUUGAAGAAUUAGUAGUAUAUGAAUCCAAUCCUACUUAUGUAGUAUCUAAGGAAAUAUUAGAAAAUUCAGAAGAGCCUGGAGGAACAACUAAGAAAGACAACAAUCCUAGUGAUCCUAAAACAACCGAAGAUGCUUCUGUAACUACUAAUGAAGACCUAAAUCAAGACAACUCAGAAAAAUCAGGUGAGAGUGACAAAUCAAAGGGAACAGAAGGAACUAUGUCUGGUAUUAUUGGAACUAUUUCAGACUUCUUUACCAUACCUCCUGGGGAAGAGGCUGAUGAAAGUACUCUAUCUAGUGAACAGAGUACUGAAAGCGAUAAAGAAACAAACAAUAAUGAAGGAGAUAAACAAAACCCCUCUGAGCGAAAAAAAGCUCCAGAGGUACUGGUUGAUAAUUUAGAUAAUAUAGAAUCUGGGGUUAAUAAUGAAAAAAAUGAAAAAAAGGUUGAAAGUGUAGGAAAUAUUUUGGAAGAAAAGGAUGAAAAGAAAACUGAAACUGAUAAAAGUGAUGAACAGUCUCUGAUGGGUGUUCAGAAUAGUGAAGAUGAUAGUAGACAUAGUGAAAGUACAGAACAGAAACAGGAAGAACAAGUUAAGAAAGAAGAGAAAACCUUUGAUGAGGCAAGUAGUAUUUCAAAAGAAGAACAGAAAAACCAGACUGAUAGUGAUGGAAGUAGCAAGCAAGAAGUGAAAAAUGAAGAGCAAGUUGGUACUAAUGUUAAUCACGAGGUUCAAGCUCUGGAGGAAAACCAGGAGGUUAAAAAACUUGUACAGGAAAAUGAAGGUGCACAAGCUAUGAGAGAGGCUGCAAAUGAUCCACAGCAAAACCAUGGAGAAAAUGACAGGGAGCAAAAGCAGGAGGUUAAAAAACUGGUACAGGAAAAUGAAGGUGCACAAGUUAUGAUAGAGGCUGCAAAUGAUCCACAGCAAAACCAUGGCGAAAAUGACAGGGAGCAAAACCAGGAGGUUAAAAAACUGGUACAGGAAAAUGAAGGUGCACAAGUUAUGAUAGAGGCUGCAAAUGAGCCACAGCAAAACCAUGGAGAAAAUGACAGAGUGGUCAACAAAGAUGAAAGAAAUGAAGACCAAUUAACCAAUCCUGAAAAUCAAGAAAAAAGAAUGAGAGAAGAAAGCAAAGAAGACGAAAAUAAUAGAAAUUCGGAACAAGAAAUCAAGGAAGAGAAAGAAUUAGAAAAUCAAAGAGAAGGAGAGUCUACAAAUCAAGAAUCAGAAAACAAAGACAACAGCAAUAAUCGAGGAACAGAAAUUCCAAAGCAGAAUGGUGUCAACCCUAAUGACCAGGAAGAGAGAAAAGACAAUCCAGGAAGUCCAAGCCAAGCAAGUAAGGAUUCAAAAGGUCAAGAGGAAGAAAAGUUUGAAAAGGAGGAAAAUGUGGAAGAUGCUCUUAAGUUCUCAGUAGAAGAGAAAAAGGACGGUAAGGAGGCUGCAGCAGAAUGGCAGCAAGGUAACCCUGCAAGAGAUGAACCUGACGUUAUAGACCAAAGCUCUUCUGAAGCUUUAAACUCAAAAGGAGAGAAGAAACUCCCUCAGUUUAUUCCUGGAGAGUACAUGUCUCUGCCAAGAGAGGAAUUACUGAAGGUACUAGAGGAGCGACAAAAGAUCCAAAGUGCUCAGCCAAAGGAGGGGGAUUCUACAGAUGAUGGACAUGAGAAGGAAGAUGAGAGGAAGGUUUUCAGACCUGCUGUGCAUGUUCCAGAUGGUAAUGAGAAGAGCAAAAAUGAAGAUCUUCCAGCAGGUGUUGGUGAGGAGGGUAAAAGAUCAAUGGAUGAAAUGGCAAAGAAAGUCCAGGAUGACCUGAAAGCUGUUGUUGAAGAAGAUCUUAGUCGUCUGAGGAAACCUAAUGAUGAGACUAAAGCUGCAGAUAAAGAGACGAAAGGGGAUUAUGAUAUGGGACUUUCACCAGAAGAUGGAUUAGGAAUUAGAGGUGUCAAUGGAGAUCCCAUAGAAAGUAAGGAAAUGAAAGAGGAAAAUACAAACAAGAUCCCAUCUGACAGAGUUGAUGAAGCAAGUGAAAGGAAAUCCCAAGAGGACCUCUCCAAAGAUAAAACAUCUCAAUUUCCGUCUAAAGGAAAAGAAAUUCUUUUCCAUAAGAGAAAACUAAGAGAAAAGGCAGAGCAAGAACAUUUAGAGAGGUCACAUGGUAGAGGGAACAAAGAAAACCCCAAUGUAGAGGAGCAUAAUUCAGGUUUUGAUAAGAAACCAGAAUCUGCAAGAGAAGACAAGGGUGGCGAAGAAAAACCUGAAAACAAGAUGGAUAAUGCAGAGAAAAAUGAGAAUAGUGGUGUUGAUAAUAUCAGGAGUGCAGAUGUCAAUAACAAGAAGGAUCCUGUGAACAAACCUGAUGAUUCAGCUGAAGACGAAACUGAAGAUGAGGAUGAAGAGGAUUUUGAGGAGGUUGAGCCAGUGGAAGUCAUUCAUCCGGAGAAUGAAACUUCAAAGAUAGAAGUGGAAAAUGAUGCUCUAAGAGAGAAAGAGCAGGAUAGAAAAGAUGCUAACUCCAAGGCAGAUGCAUCAACUGAAGAAAAUGAUGCAAAAGAGACACCUGCUAACAAGGAAGAAAAAGGAGAAGCAGAUGAUAGGGAUGGAGAACAAAAAGGUAAUGAAGAUGGGAAAAAGGAAGCCUUGGUUGGUGAACAAGAGAAUGGAAAUAUAGAGGACCAAACCCAAAAGAAUGCCGAAAAAGAAGAAGAAAUAAAAAGACAAAAAGAAGAAGAAGAAAGACAGGCUAGGCUUCGGCUCCUGCAAGAAGAGAGGAAAAGAGUUCAAGCUCUGGAUGAACAAGCUAAAAUCUUGCUUCAAAGAAAAAUGGAAUAUGAAAAGAAGAUGGAAGAUGAACGACUUAGAAAGGGAAGAGAAAAGUUGAAAAAGGAAGAAGAGAGGAAAAAACGCAUAAGACUGGAAGUGGAGAAACGAUUGAAAGCAAUGGAAGAGGAAAAGAAAAAGAAAGAGGAAGAACAAAAGAGGAAAGAAUUGGAAGAAGAAAAGAGGAAAAUGGAAGAAGAAAAGCAAAGAAUCGAAGACGAAAAGAAAAGAAAAGAGGAAAAGAAUAAAGAAAUAGAAGAGGAGAUGAAGAGAAUAGAAGAAGAAGAACAGAGAAAGAAAGUUGAAGAUGAAAAUAAGGAAAAGGAUCAAGAAGAAGCUGAUAAGGUAAAAGAGGAAAUGGAGAUUGAAGCUGCCCUCAAGAACAAGUUAGACACAUUAGCCAAAAAUGGUGAUAAGCCAAAAGAAGGAGAAACCGAAAAAAACAAAGACACACAUCUGAGAGUGAAAAACACAAAUGUUUCUGAAUCAGAAAGGAAGAGUGUUGAGUCUUCAAAAAAAGAAAAAUCUGCAAGCAAAGCAAAGCCACAAACUAGACUCCUUCAAAACAAACUCAAGAACAUGAAGAUGAAAUUGAAGACCCCAAAGAAAAAAAAUGCUGGUAGAAAGACAAAGGGGAUGAAAACCAAAAAGAAUAAAAGAAAGUUGUAUGAUAUGAAUGACAUCCAUUUGGACCAGGAUCGCUGCAUGUCAGUUUCAUAUGAAAAGAGAAUGAGCUGUGGUAUUGACCUGACCGAAGAUGAGUGCCACGAUGAUGAAUGUUGUUUUGAUGAAGAUGCUCCUCCAGAAAUCCAGUGCUUUUAUCCACCAACUGAACCAGAUGAUUCAGAUGUUGAUGAAUAUGUUGGCGAUGACUUUGAUGAAUUUGAAGAAAUUCCUCAAAAGAAAAGAAGGAUUAAAGGAAAAAAUGGAGUGAAGAGACAUCGUCAAAAGAUUCCUGAGGAAAACAGAGAAAAUUAUCCAACACAUCAAAAAGAACCCCAAAAAGCUGCUGAAAAUACUGACAAAGCAGAAGCUUUUGUACCUGGUGCAACUAAAAGGGAAGAGUCCAAGACUACAGUAGUGAAUCAAGAGGCUGUUGGUAUAAAUACUGCAACUUCUACAAUCACCCCUACCCCUACACAAGCAACAACACAAACAACUCAGAUGACAACCCAAGGUAUCCAAGAUGCUACUGGUAAUACAAAACCCUCUCAAGACAUUCCUACCCAAACUACGACACAAACAACACAAGUGACAACACAAGCCACACAAGUGAACCAGGACGCUUCAGCCCUUAAUACUGGCAGUUCUGUGAUAAAUCCUAGUCCUCCUUCUGAAGUGACAACACAAAGCACUGCUUCUGAUGUAGGAGACAGCAAGGCAGCUGAUCCUGGUCAUGUACCACAACCAUCAGUUUAUAAUGGAACUCCUGCAGUUCAACAAAGGCAAGGAGUAGAUAUCAGGGAGGAAGCAUUAAGAGUCCCUCCCAAUCAAGAUAAAGUUAUAGAUGACAAACUUGAACCUAGAGUGACUUACUCUGAUGAUAAAACCUUUGAUCACCGUAUGCCACCCAAAGUGCCACCAACACUUCCAACAGUUCUUCAAACACCUGCAGAUGGGAAGGGUGUAACAAGUAAUGAAGAAAAGAUUGACCCUGUUCCUCAAGAAAAGCCUGAGAUUCCAAGAAAGGGCUUGCCUGAUGUACUGAAUCAGCCAACUACAGCUCCGACAUCUGCUGCAGAAGACAGUAAAACUAAAAAAGCUAAGAAGAAGAGUUUUGGUAUUUUAAAGGGAUUUUGGAGGUUUCAUGAGAUCUUAGCUGUGAAAAUCAUUCAGUUUGGACAGCCUUUGAGAGGAGCACUAAGGGGAAUACUGGCAUGUGUUGCCCUUGGUCAGGUGUUUGAUGAUAUUUGCCAAGAUCUAGCAAGUGCACCACCAUUUGUUAUAAUCAGUACAGUGCUGUUUGGUACUUUUGGUGUGAUCUUUCUAUUUUGGUCAUGUAUAUCUAGUUUCAGCUCUAGCAAUGCAGCCAAAGGACCAAGUCCAAGAGAUGUUUUCAAAACUUAUGAAGCAAGGAUCCGCAUCCUUGAGGAAGAACUUGAGGGACUAGAAAGAUCUCACAAACAACUGCAAUUGAAAUCUGAACUUGCUGUUGAAGAGAAACACCACUCUGAUGAGGCAGCUAAUACUGCAAGAAAGAGUCUGGAACAAACCAUGAUGAAAAUAAAACAGACAGAGAACGAACUCCAGCAUUUACAGGAAAUGAUUAAUGUCAAAAAGCAAGAGCUCAAAGCUGUCAGCGAAGAGAUUGAACAAAAAGAUGAAGAGAUAGAACGCAUGCAACAAGUAGCUGAAGAAUACAAAAGAGAGAUUCAAAACAAGGACUACGAAAUCCAGCUUCUACAAAAACAAGCUAAUGAGUUUGAGGAGACUAAGGGCCUAAUGAAUGAAGAAAUUGAGGGACUAAAAGACAGAAUUGACAGCCAAGAACAGGAAAAAGCCAAAUUUGAAGAUGAUAUCAAUGCAUGGAGCGAGAAGUAUCAUAAGUUACAGCAGAGCCUUGAUGACCAGGCUUUGAGGAGCAGCCAGAUGCAGGAACAAUACGAGUUUAAAUGUAAUGAAGUUGAGGUCCUUCAGGACUGCCUUCUGCAGAUUAAAGGAGAUGAGAACGAGGAAGAUGAUGAAGGCGUGCCAUUAUCAGAAGAAGAGAAGGAUAAAGUACGCUCUGAGAGACUUCAAGCAAUGCUGGAUGCCUCUAAGUCAAAGACAGAAGCCAAGAUCAUAAAAGAAGAGAACAUGAAAUACAAAACUGAGCUGGUCGAAACCAAAACCGUGAAAGAAGCAUUAGAAGAGAAAAUCCAAGAUCUUGAGCAUAAUCUAUCUGAAGCCAAGCUAAAUGAAGAAAAGGCUCGCCUCGACUUCCGCGAGAAAGACAUUGAACUAACUGCCCUUAGGAAAUACUUCAAAGACACAGAAAGCGAAUUACAUAGGAAACUGACUGCAGAGGAGUCAGCAAGGGAAGCUACAGAGAACAAGCUGAAGACUGAGUUAUCCAAGGCAACUGCUGAUUCUCAAGACCUCAAUACGUAUAAGAAGCUUUAUGCUGAUAUCAAUGAUGAGAUCCAGCGAGUGAAGGGUAAUGUUGGACAUCAGGUGGCAGCCGUAGAAGAACGAGCUCAUAAUAACUGGCUAAAGUACAGAACAGUAGAAAGAGAACUAGAAGAGGUCAAACGUGAAAGAGAUGCCCUAAGAAGAAGGAUGUACGCUCUGGAGAAGGAGAAGAAUAGGCCUGGUUCCUCUGCGAGUGGGAAAUCUUCAGACAGUGCUGAUGGUGUUCGAGCUGACUCACCGAUACGAGGUCCCCCACCACCAGUGCAUCCAGCAGCUCCUCGUGUACCAGAGCACCAUAGCCCUGUCCCGAUGCCACCCCCAAUGCACCAUCCCAUGUAUGGUCCUCCACCCAUGAUGCCCAUGGGCUAUGGUCCUCCGCCACCCCCUGGAAGAUUUGGCCCACCACCUCCACCUCCUCAAGCAUACAUGGGUACUCCACCACCUGGACGUAAUGGGCCUCCACCACCACCACCUUCUGGCCGAAGAGAUUCAGGGACGCACACACCCGAUCGUGAUGAACGAGAUGAGCGGGACCGCAGGGACAGCCGUGGUUAUGGCACCAACGAUUUACGUGAUAGUCGACGUCGAUCAGUUACUCCUCCUAAUGGACCUAGAAAUCACACAGAAAGCCCAUCAAGCUUUAGUAAACCACCUAUCUCAAGCAGUACCCCUGGAGAUCCUAGACAGGCCAAAUUAGGAAAGAUUCAGAUUUGUAGUCGAGAUUGGACUAUUGGAGGAAGUAUACUUCUAAACUCUUUGGAUAACGAUAGGGCUUCAUUACGAGAUAACUAUGACAGCCGACCCAAAGAUGGAACACCACCUUUUGUUCCUCACCCAUCUGGUCCCCCUAUGAGCAAUUCACCUAUGAUGAGACCACCAAUGAGACCUCCAUAUGGACCUCCUAUGAGACCACCACCCAUGGGCUCACCUAUGAGACCACCUUAUGGACCACCUAGGGGACCCCCCAUGGGAUCACCUAUGGGACCCCCAAGGCCACCCCUAGCUAGUCAGAGCCCUGGACCUCCUCCAAUGGGACCAGCAUCCGGACCAAAUGCUUACAGAAGAGUAUCGGGCAAUAGACCAACUACAAACUCCUCCUCACCAAGCUGACAAAACAGCUUCAAAACUAGACUUCUUUAAAUAAUAAUUCUGGACAUACUGUAUAAUCAGAGACGACAGAUGAAUGAACUGUGAAAGUUUAAAGCCUUUCUCUCCUCAAAACUACUUCACAAUUCUUACUUGAAUGACACAGCUCCGAUGGCUGCUAAGCUUUUAUUCGUCUUUCCCUUUGUCACUGUAUCUAAUUGGACCAUUGCAUUUUUUAUUCUGUACCCCAGGGCUUUCGAUCAGCACCCCAUUUUCAAGAUUGUAAAUUAAGGGUGAUAGUGGUUGGGGUAGGGGUAGGGGAAGGGGUACAGAAAUAAACGUAGUGGCACAAUACUUACAUGUUUUUAUGUAUCAUACUCGUAGUAUUUUGGUACUGUGUCUGUAUUUUUAGUUUUGUUUCUGCAUACAAGAACAACUCCAACCCUAGUGUUAUCGUAUCCACAGGACAAAUAAAUAGUGAAGCCCCUUUCUUAUUCACUACAUCUCUUCUCUAGAUUUCUGAUCUAUUAUACUAUCGAUCACUUGGGGCUUAUUAUUAUGAAGAAAUUAUAAAAAGAUGCAUUCAAAUUAAUAAAAUAAACAACAAAUGAA
This is a messenger RNA of Actinia tenebrosa (Australian red waratah sea anemone), 7930 nucleotides long. RefSeq lists its product as uncharacterized. Gene Ontology annotation, biological process: endoplasmic reticulum to Golgi vesicle-mediated transport; protein secretion; vesicle cargo loading. Gene Ontology annotation, cellular component: endoplasmic reticulum membrane; endoplasmic reticulum exit site. Gene Ontology annotation, molecular function: protein binding. NCBI's taxonomy places the organism in Eukaryota, Metazoa, Cnidaria, Anthozoa, Actiniaria, Actiniidae. The record is from RefSeq and is a predicted model, not a curated record.